This is a messenger RNA of Aspergillus niger, 840 nucleotides long. RefSeq lists its product as hypothetical. NCBI's taxonomy places the organism in Eukaryota, Fungi, Ascomycota, Eurotiomycetes, Eurotiales, Aspergillaceae. The transcript has 6 exons. Bases 1 to 840 code for a protein of 279 amino acids. The record is from RefSeq and is a predicted model, not a curated record.
AUGUGCGUCCUAGCCGCCACCGUAGAAAUUGGUGGACAACCCCAGCUCGUGUGGUGUCUGUCAAUACCCCCCUCCCCUGCUGUCAAACACAUCAGGACCCGCUUCUCUGCACGAGAUAAGACAUCAGUAGACAGCCUGCCAUCGGUGUCUUCAUUCACGAUCCCAGUCGUGGUGCAGCCUAGUAGCCAGAGAUAUAUAUUUGCCCUGGGAAAAUCCUUCCCAUCAGGGGCUAAGUUUCGGGCUCAGCCGAAUCAUGCCAUUUCAUCUGGCAUAACAGGAAUGUUCUCAGCUUCCCCAUGUGCCAAAGCCAAAAGGCGUGCUUUACUUCUCUCUGUCCAUGAUAAAGAGAUGAUUCCUAUGUAUAGCCUCGUAGGCCUUGUACUCAUCGCUUUCCCUGGUCCGAAAGAUGAGGGUCGCGGACUUAUUGCCACGGCAUGCGACAGAAGAAGCGGCCGAAUGCCGAGGCCAGAUUUGACGGGACCAAGUCGGGUCGGCCCGAUCGGGCGCGACCAGAUCAUUUUGCGUGCCGCGAAAGCGUUGAGCCCCACCACUCACGAUGCCCGUGCGAUUGUGACACGCGCAGGCUUAGAAUUAUGCUCUCCAUUGCCUCUACAGCCUCAGAGACUAACGGCGCUGCCAUGUAACGUGACCGGAAGUUGCUGCUCACUUGAUCCUCCAGGGUCGAAGCUCUCUCCGAGAGUCCGCUUAGUUACGGCCUCUUACGCUGUCAAGGACAUCAGAGUAUUCACAGAGAGACGACAGGGCAGCAAUGACGCUGAACCAACGGCGUGGAUGUGGUCACCCACCAUACCACCACAUAAGUCGCCGGCGUGUAGCUAA